Messenger RNA from Diversispora eburnea, 125 nucleotides. Lineage: Eukaryota; Fungi; Glomeromycota; Glomeromycetes; Diversisporales; Diversisporaceae. The record is from the annotation of a GenBank genome assembly.
AUGCGAAUUGGCCAACAACCAAUUAAUAAAACUGUUGCAGAUAAUGCGUUGGCAGAAUUUUGUGAAAGUAUUAAUUAUGAUUCGCUUAGGGGGCUACCUUGUGCAGCUUGUUCUGGUUUAUAUCC